Molecule: messenger RNA, 2424 nt
Organism: Agrilus planipennis (emerald ash borer)
Lineage: Eukaryota; Metazoa; Arthropoda; Insecta; Coleoptera; Buprestidae
Exons: 3
Coding region: 173-532 (119 amino acids)
Source: RefSeq, a predicted model, not a curated record
ACCACCGAGCCCCAUUACAACUGCGGUAAUAAAAGCGCGAAAGCUUCGCUCACGCAAACUUUCCAACUUUUUAUUUGACGUCUUCAAGCGCCCCUUAUUGUCUACCAAUACCGAGUAUUGUUGAAUUAAAUUUUUUGUUGUUUUUACCAUCGGACUCGACUCGAACUGAAAAAUGUACAAAACUCGGCUCAUUCUUGUGAUUGUUUUUUUCGGAAUUGUAACCGCUUCGGUGGCACUGAAAUGCUGGCAGUGUGGACAGUAUAAUGAUGGGGUUGGCUCCAUCACGCCCUGCAUCAAUCGUUCGCACACUGUGCUCAAAGAAUGCCCCCAAAUUGAUCAGACUUAUUGUAUAAAAUAUGUCAGCGAAGGUUCGCUAGUCAAAGACUGUGUCGCCCAUUGCGUCGAGAAAGAAACAUGGGGUACGAAGACGCAUUGUUGUAAAGAAGAUGGUUGCAAUUCUUCCUGGACCACAGAAUCCGAAAAUCCCAUAACGCUUCUGCUUUUCGCUUUAGGUUUAGCUUUGCUUCAAUGAAGAGGUCGAUUACUCUAUUAUUAUUGUUAUUAGCAGAAAGAAAAGUCGUCGUCAAUAGCGUACAGAACCAACCCACCAUUAGGUACUUUCUAGUCUGUAAAAGUUUGUAACACAAAUCGAAAACUCUUGUCUUCUUUUCAAAAAAAAAAAAUCAAAGGGUUAUUCGAGUACUUAACUUACAUCCCUUUUCAAAAUUUCCUCCAAUUUAUGGGCAUAUCUAAAUACAACUUCUAAAAUUCUCAUUAUGUUAUCGCGAUUAAUGUGUUCAGAAAAAGUUUAGCCAUAUAUAUCCUUGUUCGUUUUGGAAAUCGUGUUCUUAUUUCAAUGAUUUAAUUUUUUAUUUAUUUCGUUUGGUUUAGUUAAGUACUGAUUUUUGAUUUGUAGUUUAAAUUUCUAAUUUCUUUAUUUUCUUUUUAUUUUAGUUUUAUUAUUCGAAAGAAAAACUGGGCCUUAUAAACAUGCGGUAAGUGUUUCUUUUUUAUUUUAUUUAUUUAUAUUUGUUUUCUAUAUUGUUUUACUCUUUUACUCAUUUUUAUGAGAAUGUCUCGAAUAACACUCAAAAACAAUUUGGUGUACGCGGUUGUUCCUUAAGGGUAAUCGUAGGAGGAGAAAAAUCAUUAGAAUUAAAAACAGACACAUGGACAAUUAAGUGCUAAUUAAAUGCUGAUUAAGUGCUUUAAUGAGAUAUUAAAUGCUAAAGGCAUUUUUUCAAAUGUUACUAUUCUGCUAACUUAUAAUUAAGUAUGAUUUAUGUAUUUUGGUCCCAUAGGACUUAAAUGCUCAUUAAAUGCUUUCAGAACAGACAGUUACCAAUUAAAUGCUCUUAUUAGUUUCCCAGUAUAUAAUAUUUCGCGACUUAGACAAAAAGGGACUAAAAGCAGGUUUAAACAUAGAAAAUUACUGUUUAGAUAUUAUACUGUUUAAAAGCUCAUUGAAGGCCCAUUAAAUGCCGUAAUGAGAAAUUAAAUGCUUCAGGCAUAUUUGCAAAAGUUACCUCCUGUCUGUCACAUGAAGACUAAGUUAGCAGAGCAUUCGCGAAAAAAAUGUUUUAUCAAUGAGUAUGGCUUUUUUGGUCCUAUAGUACUUAAGUGCUCAUUAAAAGCCUUCAGAACAGACAGUUACGAAUUAAAUGCUCUCAUUAGUUUUCCAGUAUAUAAACGAUUUCGCGACUUGGACAAAAAAGAAUCUAAAAGCAAGUUUAAACAAAGAAAAUUACUGCUUGGGUCUUGUAGUGAUUAAAGACUCAUUGAAGGCUAAUUAAAUGCCCUAAUAAGAAAUUAAAUGCUUUGGGCACUUUGAAAACCAAAAACGCCAUUUCUAUUGUCUAAACAAUUUUUUCGCUCAUGUUUUCAGUUGGCAGAAGAGGAAUCAUCCCAGAGGAUUUAAUAUCUCAUUAUGGCACAUUAUUAGCAUUUAGUGAGCAUUUAAUUGCCUUAGUGUCUGUAUUUGUUUCUGUUGACUUUGGUCUUCCUACUUAAAGGAUAUUCGCCAUUCGUUUAAUCGUAACGGUCCAAGCUCAACAUCGUAAAUAAUUUGAACAUAUAAUAAUCUCGACGUUUCGAAUCGCCCCGUAUAUUUCUUCCUUUUUAUCGCAGUUCCGUUUGCGCUUUUCGUAUUAAAAAUUAAAGCGGUUUUUACGAGAACCCAUUUAAUUCGUGAUCAAAGGACAAAAGAAUUUUGAUUUGUGAAUCUCUUGCGGUUUGAUUGUAAGAGUACAUAAUACUUUAAAAUGCUUUUUAGAAAUUUUAUAUAUACAUAAUUAAUUAAUAGAUUAACAAUAACGAGUACCUAAUAAUGCACAUUUCUACAUAUAUAUAUAUAUGUAUUAUUACCUACGAAUUUUAGAAAAAGUAUCGCAUAUUAAAUAGUAAUAUAACAAUAUACAAUAGAUC